Messenger RNA from Glossina fuscipes, 1466 nucleotides. Its product is annotated as probable low-specificity L-threonine aldolase 2. The record is from RefSeq and is a predicted model, not a curated record. Gene Ontology annotation, molecular function: L-allo-threonine aldolase activity. Lineage: Eukaryota; Metazoa; Arthropoda; Insecta; Diptera; Glossinidae. Gene Ontology annotation, biological process: glycine biosynthetic process; L-threonine catabolic process. The transcript is spliced from 6 exons. The coding region runs from base 196 to 1374 and encodes 392 amino acids. Gene Ontology annotation, cellular component: cytosol.
CCGACUGGGAUAAUUUUUGGAAUUCCCUCUCUUAUAACUGUUCCUACAGAAACUGAAGCUGUAUAUGGUAAAAAGGUUGAAUUGAAAAAGACGAAGUAAUCUACCUUAGCGAAUUUGGACCACGUAUGUCUAUUUUUUGAAAACCACCAACUAUAAGGAUUCUUGUAAAACGUUAUUAUUUUGGAUACAUUCAUUAUGUCGUUACCGCAUUAUGUCGUUGAUAUGCGUUCUGAUACAGUGAGUUCACCUACAAUUGAAAUGCGCGAGGCUAUGUGCACAGCUGCUGUAGGUGAUGAUGUUUAUGGCGAAGAUCCGACUGUUUUAAAACUAGAACAGAAAUCAAUUGAUUUAUUCAAAAAGCAAGCGGCCCUUUUUGUACCUAGUGGAACUAUGGCAAAUUUGUUAGCCAUAAUGGUUCAUUGUCAUCGUCGUGGCUCAGAGGCAAUUGUUGGUGACUUGUCACAUACGUUUCUCUAUGAACAAGCUGGUGCAGCGCAAAUUGCCGGAGUUCAAUUAACAACAAUACAAAAUAGAACGGAUGGUACAUUCUGUCUCGAUGAGUUGCAACGUAAAAUGCAUCUUUACGACGAUUGUCAUGAGCCCUUGACAUCACUGGUUAUAGUAGAGAAUACCCAUAAUAUGUGCGGUGGUAAAGUUAUACCCUUGCGAUGGCUAGAUGAAUUGAUUAGCAUUUGUAAGAAUAAAGAGAUGACAAAUGGUAAAACUAUUGCCCUGCAUAUGGACGGUGCACGGGUUUUUAAUGCCGCUCAAUAUCUAAACGAAUCGGUCGCACGUAUAGCACGAGAUUUUGAUUCAGUAUGCUUUUGCCUAUCGAAGGGUUUAUCGGCACCGGUAGGCUCAGUGCUAUUGGGUUCAAAAACAUUCAUUGCCGAAGCUCGUCGCCUUCGCAAGGUAUUGGGUGGUGGUAUGCGUCAAUGUGGAAUUUUAGCGGCUGCUGGGCUGGUGGCACUCGAAAAAAUUGUGCCACUCUUACCUGAAGAUCACCGCAGAACGAGGCGUAUUGCACAAGCCAUAAAUAACUUACGUAGCAGUAACUUUAAUGUCGAUUUGGAUAAUGUUCAUACCAACAUAUUACUUAUUCAUAUGAUAAAUCCUAAAAUAAGUGCUAGCAGUUUCGCGAAACGUUUAGCGGAGGUGACGCAAAAAGAAUUGAAUGAAAAUAUAACCAUUACCGAUGAAACAGGUCAAGAAAUGAGAGGCAUUCAAUUGAAAGUUAGCUCACGAGAUUGGACUUAUGCAAGAAUUGUUCUCUACAAUCAAAUUAGUGAUAAGGAUAUAGAAUAUGCAAUAAAAAAGAUUGAAUAUGUUAUUCAGGAAUAUGAUCAUAAUUUAGUUUUAGGUAAGAUUUGUUAAAUUAAAAGCCUGAUACAUAUAUAUAUAUAUACUAUAAAUCAUAUCGCGCAUAUGAUGAGCGCAUUUAUUGUUCGUAGAAAUAAAUAAGUUUU